Messenger RNA from Paramecium octaurelia, 426 nucleotides. The record is from the annotation of a GenBank genome assembly. Lineage: Eukaryota; Ciliophora; Oligohymenophorea; Peniculida; Parameciidae.
AAACACUAAAAAUACAAAAUAAUGGCAACACAUUCCAUCUCCAAAUAUAGGCUGACCAAAUCAAUACAUAAAGAAUAACUCAAAUUAUUGAAACAAUAAUUGAGCGAUCUAAAUCCUCAAGACUAUCAGACCAACAAUCCACAACACAAUCUCACCAAUCUUACUCAAUAAUUGUAAAAUCUCAAUUCUCAAACCAAAAGAUUUAAUUCUAUUUUCGAUGAGAUUAAACAACAACCACCCCUCGCAUGCAACAAAUGCAGCGCAUACUUAACACAAAAUUUUGAUUUGUCAUUAACUAAAAUCCUUCAAGAAUUAUCAUUUCCAAGUCAAUAAGAAAUAAAAGAAAGAAUGUAAAGCAAGAGAAAAUGCACUCAACCACUAAACUACGCUAAUGAAGGAACAAUAAAAGAAGAUUACAAAUUUUGA